AUGAUGCAUGUUGCUUUUUUCCUCCUGAUCGUCUUCACAGGGGGGUCUUCCUCUGAGAAAGUGUGCAGUUACCAGGAAGUAGUGGAUUACCUGAACCUGACCACCAAUAACAACUUGUAUAAACUGACCCGGCCCGUCCUGAACUACAAACACCCCACUGUGGUGCAGCUGGACAUCAUCCUCUACGCCAUCCUGGCUGUGAUUGAGAAAACACAAACUUUUAUUCCUUUCGUCUGGGCAACAAUGAAGUGGAACCAUGAACGCAUCUCAUGGGACCCCGAUCAGUUUUGUGGAAUCAAUUCGAUUUCAGUUCCUAGAGAAAUGCUCUGGAUUCCAGACCUGUUCAUCUAUGAGAUGGUACAGAAGGAUGACUCCCCUCUGAAUCCGUACAUGUAUGUGUUGCACGAUGGGACAGUCACCCUUGAAGAGGACCUGAGGGUGGUGAGCACCUGCAGGAUGGACAUCUAUAAGUUCCCGUUCGACACACAGAAGUGCAAUAUUUCCAUUGGGUCUGCGAUACACUGCGUUGAUGAGCUCCGUAUCCUCCCUUUCUCCAACGCAUCUCGAGCCACCCAGUUUUCCCGAGAGUUGAUACAGUCUCAGGGGGAGUGGGAGUUCCUUCAUGUGUCCAUCUCCAGCAACAACUUCACCUUCGGCAUGAAACAGUGGGAACAGCUCAUAUACACUUUCACCAUGAAAAGGAGGCCCCUCCUCCAUGUCAUCAAUUUCCUGUUACCCAUCCUGUUCUUCCUUAGUCUGGACAUCGCCUCCUUCUUCAUCGCAGACCAUCGAGGAGAGAAGCUGGGCUUCAAAGUGACCGUGCUGUUGGCCAUCUCUGUCCUGCUGCUCAUCCUGAAUGACAUCCUUCCCUCCAUGUCCAACAAGACUCCUCUCAUAGCAACCUACUGCAUUGUGAUUUUUGCUCUGAUGCUGCUCAGCCUGCUGGAGACGAUUUUGGUAACGUAUCUCAUGGAGAAAGACUCUGCUUCCUACGAGAAGCUCAGGCUGAGGAACAACUUGGAGGUCAAACAGGAGAAAGUUCAAGUCAAUAACUGUAACCCUGAGGAGAAAAGAGAUAACUGCUGUUCAUGCAUCUGCAAAGUGUCUGACAGUGAGAAACAGCAUGAGCCGCUGCCGAUGGCUGAAGGGGUAAACAACAGCAUUCAGUACCAAGAGUCUCACGUCUUGCUGCUGAUCCUGGAGGAGCUGAAGGAGCUGCAGCACACUCUGAAUCUACACCUGAGCUGCAGACACCAAGUAGGGAAAUCUGGCCAAUGGGCGGCAAGAAUCAACAAAGCUUUUUUCAUUUUCUAUCUCAUCACUGUGUCACUGUUUCUAUCCCUCAUCUUCAUCGAAUGGAACAAUUAGACGUGUAAAACAAUACUUUACAGUUUCUGUGUUUUACCCUUAUUUCAACAAUUGUUGCGGUGUUGUAAAAGCUCACCUUCUGUAUUUAUAGUAUCUCUUUUUAAAAUCUAUUUGAUAUAGUUCAGGUUAGAUCAUUUUUGCCAGGUUAAAAGUAAAGUUACAUGAUUCUGUAAAUGUGUCUUGCAAAGAAUAAUACUGUUGAUAAAAGUUUCACUAAUAUUUGCAAACAGGAGAUCUUGCCUGCAGAAGCAUGGACUUUUUAAUUUGGCUGUCAAAUAAAAAAAAGUGAAAGUUAAAUCUAGGUUUUAGAAUUUCUACUGGAAUUAUGAGCUCA
This is a messenger RNA of Eleginops maclovinus (Patagonian blennie), 1702 nucleotides long. RefSeq names its product 5-hydroxytryptamine receptor 3A-like. Gene Ontology annotation, molecular function: transmembrane signaling receptor activity; acetylcholine-gated monoatomic cation-selective channel activity. The transcript is spliced from 10 exons. Gene Ontology annotation, biological process: regulation of membrane potential; signal transduction; chemical synaptic transmission. Gene Ontology annotation, cellular component: synapse; plasma membrane; neuron projection. The record is from RefSeq and is a predicted model, not a curated record. Lineage: Eukaryota; Metazoa; Chordata; Actinopteri; Perciformes; Eleginopidae. Bases 1 to 1368 code for a protein of 455 amino acids.